Mytilinidion resinicola is the source of this 942-nucleotide messenger RNA. RefSeq lists its product as uncharacterized. The coding region runs from base 1 to 942 and encodes 313 amino acids. NCBI's taxonomy places the organism in Eukaryota, Fungi, Ascomycota, Dothideomycetes, Mytilinidiales, Mytilinidiaceae. The record is from RefSeq and is a predicted model, not a curated record. The transcript is spliced from 2 exons.
AUGGCAGAACCUCAAUCACCGAAUCAUAUCGGGACGCAGCAACCACCCCCUUACGACGCCCCAGACCGGAUACAAGAGCUGGAAAGCAACGUGGCGGCUUUGCAAAACCUUGUAAGUACCCUUCAGCAACGCCCACCGGCGAAGAUUCCUUGUGAAUACACAAGACUCUUAGAACACCUCGAUGUGCCCCCAGUCGAAGACCUUGACGAUCCUGAAUGGAUUGAGGAGGUUCUCAAAGAGCCCGGAAAGCUGCGGUUACAUAAACUUCAAUCUCGACUAUCAACUUUUUUUAUGCCUGUUGAUAUUCACCGGUUGCUCUUCCUAGCUUGGCCGUACUUCGAAGCUGCGGACCGUCGCUCCAUGAGCGCACUCACGCUAGCAAAUAUUGAACCCUGUCGCGUGCUCGGAAUCUCACCACCGGUCGCACUCCUCCUCAUGCUGAGAAUGUUCCCGUAUACUGCCAAGCUAAGCCGGAUUGCUCAAUUUGUCGGACAUGGAGACCAGUUGUCAAUGUUCUGGACCCCCUACCCACAUGCCUUCGCCGCAAAACUCUGUUACGACGCAAACUAUCUCGUCGAUAUUCUGGCACCUGACUUGAGAUCAGCAAACGCAUUAAAAGAGAUGAUACACCAUAUCACUUCCACGUUCUUCGUGACCUUGAAGUCUUGGUCAGACUUUAAGAUUAACUCGACUGGCAAGAAGCGAGCUAAACUAGCUAAACGACUACUCAGCAUCGAUGGCUAUGAAGAUUGGCAUCACAGAUGGAUUAUGAGGAGAGCUCUAAAAGCUGGAGAAAGAGACGGUUACUGGAUAUCAAAAUCAUGUUCUUCCUCAGUGAAAUUCACUGGGGAUGGACCCAUUCACACCGUGUCGAGGGAACAUGCCCUUCUGCAUUUUACAGAAUACACUUGGAUCGGCGAGGAUGAAUAUGCUAGAUCUUGA